Messenger RNA from Pseudopodoces humilis (Tibetan ground-tit), 3138 nucleotides. The record is from RefSeq and is a predicted model, not a curated record. Lineage: Eukaryota; Metazoa; Chordata; Aves; Passeriformes; Paridae.
GAGUCUCUGGCCAGGCCGCCUCAAACGUUUCAGAGCUUUCUCUGCAAUCUGGAAGGAAAACUGCUAAACUAGAGGAGAAGCUGCCCCAGCUGAAGCCGCUCACAGCAGGUUUAUCUGCCGGGGCUCGAGGGGCCGGGAGCUGCUGGAAUGAGUGGCCCCCAAGGCUGGAGCCAGCAGCCUCUGUCUGCUGCUCUGGACUCACAGUCAGCCCUCCAAGGCAAUCCUGAGUGGUGCACAUCUUGACAAAGUCUCCUGGCAACGUUUUCUGCGGGGCUGGAUGACAGCAGAAGCCGCCAGGUAAAUCGAUGAGCCCGUAAAGAGGCGGAAUCGGGCCGCACGAUGGGUCAGAAGGUCACAGGUGGGAUAAAGACUGUAGAUAUGAGGGACCCUGUGUACAGGCCACUGAAACAGGAGCUCCAGGGCCUGGACUACAGCAAACCCACCCGGCUGGACCUGCUGCUGGACAUGCCCCCGGUGUCCUACGAGGUGCAGUUGCUGCAUUCGUGGAACAACGACGACCGCUCGCUGAACGUGUUUGUGAAAGAGGACGACAAACUGAUAUUUCACCGGCAUCCGGUGGCCCAGAGCACAGAUGCCAUCAGGGGCAAGGUGGGCUACACGCGGGGCCUGCACGUGUGGCAGAUCACGUGGGCCAUGCGCCAGCGGGGCACCCACGCCGUGGUCGGGGUGGCCACUGCAGAGGCCCCCCUGCACUCCGUGGGCUACACAACCCUCGUGGGCAACAACCACGAGUCCUGGGGCUGGGACCUGGGGCGCAACAGACUCUACCACGACGGCAAGAACCAGCCCAGCAAAACCUACCCCGCCUUCCUAGAGCCGGACGAGACUUUCAUCGUGCCCGACUCCUUCCUGGUGGUUCUGGACAUGGACGAUGGCACGCUGAGCUUCAUCGUGGAUGGGCAGUACAUGGGGGUCGCCUUUCGAGGACUCAAGGGGAAAAAACUCUACCCAGUGGUGAGCGCCGUGUGGGGCCACUGUGAAAUUCGGAUGUGCUACUUGAACGGGCUCGACCCUGAACCACUGCCUCUGAUGGACUUGUGCCGGCGAGCCGUGAGGCUUGCCCUGGGCAAGGACAGACUGACUGAGAUCCCCACCCUGCCCCUGCCAGCCUCCCUCAAGAGUUACCUGCUCUACCAAUGACCCUCGUGCUCCAGGACAGGUGGCACCAAGGCGGUGAUGGGCGCUCUCCACCCUCGUGUCGGCCCCGUCGCUGCAGCUCCCUGGCCAAAGGAUUCCUGCCACAGCUUCAUCCUCCUGUGCCCUCACUGCGAGCUCUCCAGCAGCCCUUGUUCCUCUGCUUUGUUCCUCGGAAGCCACUUCCCCUGCACACUUACAAAAGGAACAUUUACAGAGGCUCUGUGCCUGCCUGCUCCUGGGAAAAGGCUCUGCUGCCUCCCCCCGCUCCGAGGGCCUCGGGGGGGGAAUUCUUCUGUACCAGCUAAAGGGAAGAGUGAUCAUUAAAGAACAAUAAUAAGAAUAAAAGUAAGAAUAAACACAUAAUUUGGGGAAAGAGGAAGCAUUAAGAAUAGGAAUGUUAAGACCAGGUCCUAAGAUAGGAAAGGCUCAGGAUGGCCAGCAGAGUUGCAAAGAGUCUGGAAUACCUUAAAGAAUUAACUAAUGAGUUUUUAAAAGCCAAAAAAUAAAAAGUACAACCCCAAACCCUGAAACACCAAAACCAAGAGCCCUUCCAGCAGGACACUCCUAGUUUGGAGGAGGUGGUUAUGUUGCUGAUGUCUGUAUCUGUGCUGGGACAUCUCACCUUGCUCUGUUGCUGUUCCACAGGCUGACUCCUGCUUUCUUGUUUGUCACCAUUGCUUGUCCUGCUCCAUCCUCUGCUCUGCCUCCUCCUGGUGGGUUUGGCUCAGUUGAUUUUGCAGUCAGGCUGUCUUUAACAUCUCCUUCCUGACUGAGAGCUGCAGCUGUUGCUCUGGGGUUCCUGGCUGCUGUGGGAACAGGGAAGGAUGAGCUUGUGCCAUAGGCUGGGACCAUCUCUAUGGGCUUUGUCCCCCAGCGCAGGUCCUGUCCCCUGAGCUCUGCCCCCUGCUCCGUGCCCAGGCUUUAGAGAAACUAACAUUCCUCUCAUGGUACUGCCAGGGAAUUCUCUUCUUGGAUAAACUGCUUAAAUUCAUCCAGACCAGGCUUGGUUCUGUCACAGACCAACUUCAUCUGCUCUAAACUCUGCAGCAGGAAUGGUUCUGUGCCCUGCCGGGGUGGGAGGGUGUCCCACAGGAGUGUGGCUGCACAAGUGCCACCAGCAGGUGAGCCCAGGAGGGGACUGCUGCAGGGAGAGCUUGGGAGGGUUAAACAGAGCCCAGGGGGAUCUUCAGGCACAGCAAGAGGAAACUGAACCUCUGCAGAGCUGGGGAGCAGGAGGGAGCUGCAAUAACCGGGACGAGCAAUUCAGGCAAAAUCAGCACAUCCCAAAUAGAUCCUCAGUAGCCAAGUAAAGAGGAUGACACUCCUUUAUUAGCAGGAGCUGCUCUCUUGACCUCUCCACAGGUUACUAUGCUGCCUUUCUGGGGUUAUUUUGCACAUUUUGUGGUUUUUUUUCUUGAAAAAAUGUUUGUGUGAUUGUGGUUUUGUUUUGUUGGUUUUUUGGUUGUUUUUUUGUUUUGGUUUUUUUUUUGCUUUCGAGUUAUUCCUUCAGUUUUGUGUAGGUACAAAUGAGUUUAGUUGUUGAAAAUGUUAAUAUAUAUAUUUGUGGUGUAUGUAUAAGAACAUGUUUUAAACAGCUGCUGUAGGGUACCUUUUUGAAAAUAAACUACUUGCAUAGUAUAUUUUUUAAAGCACAGAGUUGGUGCCAAGACUGGGUGGGGUGUGAUGUGCCCCUUUUUUAAUCUAAUAUUAUAUGACUUUUUUUUCAACAUAGGGGUUUGUACUAGUUUCUGUUGCAGGGUGGGACACAAAAUUCAGUGUGUGUGGAGCCCUACUUGGUUGCCUUCAACUUGAACCAGUGUCUUCCAGAACUCCAGGGAAGGAGCUGUGUUCUCCCUACUUCUAAUGCUCUUUGUGCUCCCUCAUUUCCAUUUCUCCUCACUUCACCAGGACAGUGCUUUGUACAGUUUAAAAUUCUUUCUAUUUUAUGACUGUAGAUAAUACUCAGUAACCUAAUAAACU